ACGGUCAUGUCCACCACCAGGCGGGCGCCUUCUUCAACUUCUUCAGAAGUUGAACGAUUCUAGUUCAGUUUCUCGCUCGGUACUGUCUCAGGUUAUUUCACCUAUUCGCGGGGAGUUUUAUGCAAUAUUAGCAAACUAGAGACAUUUCAAACAAAGAGCAGCUAGUGGUUCUGUUCUGCUGGGUUGACGACAGUUAUGUCCCUCACGAGGAUUUUAUUGGCCUAUUUGACUUACCUAAGGCAGACGCUUCCACCAUUCUCACUGCACUAAACGACAUUUUUGUCCGCUGCAACAUUUUGCCCAGUAUGUUUCGUGGACAGGCAUAUGAUGGGGCUGCAAGUAUGUCUGGACAUUUGAAUGGACUUGCAGCAAGCUUUAAAUGGGACAAUCCUGCAGCCAUUUAUGUGCAUUGCUUUGCGCAUUGUCCUAAUUUAUGUUUGCAAAAUACUGGGAAAAAAUGUAAAGUCAUCAGAGAUGCACUGGAUUUCGUGCAAGAAGUUGAUUGUGAGACAAUCCCCCAAACAAAACAAGUUUCAAGUGUUAAAAAAUGAAAUGGCCCCGAGCAACAUUAACCUACGCACUCUCUUCCCAACGAGAUGGACGGUGCGCACAGGUGCAGUGAAAUCUGUCCUCGACAACUACGCUGUACUUUCCACUCUGAUGACUGAAAUAAAUAAAGAAUCAUCCAGCGAUGCCGGUAGGAAAGCUGGGGGAAUCUUGGCAGCGCUGGACAAAUUCAGCACAUUCUUUGGCCUGCAUCUGGCGCUGAUGUGUUUUUCUCCCACAGCUCUAUAUAAACUGUUGUGACCAGACAUCAGUGCCAGGUCGUCUGUUUGAGUAUGGAGGACGAUGAUGCAACAUCUGACCACGAGGAGCAGCCUGAGAACCUGAGCAGCACACAGGAUGCUAAUUUUAUUUCUGAGGAGCCAGGAGGUAGUCGUGUUGCUGAAUUUACUGUUGAGACUCCUGCUGCUGAGGCUCAUAAAGUUAAAACCAGGAGGAAGAGCAAAUUAGUAAAAGCCCUAGAUGGUACUAUAGAGGCUUUCGUAAAUGCUCAGAGACAUUCUGAUGAACGCUGGUUGGCAGCAUUUAAAGAACAACAGGAGUCGGUCCAACGCCACCAACAACAGCAGCAAGAACAGCACCUAAACCUGAUACGCGAAGUAGAAAUAAAUCGACUUCAAGCUGAAGAGAGAUUGAGAAAACAGGAACAGGAACACGAGAUACGACUGAUGCAGAUGAUGGUCCAGCGGCUGCCACAGCAACCAGCACAACUACAGGCCCUGAACCCUCCAUCGCCUUCUACUUCUUUCCCUAACUUUUCAAACUAUGGACCAUAUCAGUAAUUGUGCAAUAUAUAACUCAAGUUUUAGAAAUUU
Messenger RNA from Fundulus heteroclitus (mummichog), 1379 nucleotides. RefSeq names its product ras-interacting protein RIP3-like. Lineage: Eukaryota; Metazoa; Chordata; Actinopteri; Cyprinodontiformes; Fundulidae. The coding region runs from base 840 to 1346 and encodes 168 amino acids. The record is from RefSeq and is a predicted model, not a curated record. The transcript is spliced from 4 exons.